Messenger RNA from Sporothrix brasiliensis 5110, 1680 nucleotides. RefSeq names its product c6 zinc finger domain containing protein. The record is from RefSeq and is a predicted model, not a curated record. Bases 1 to 1680 code for a protein of 559 amino acids. The transcript has a single exon. Gene Ontology annotation, molecular function: zinc ion binding; DNA binding; DNA-binding transcription factor activity, RNA polymerase II-specific. Lineage: Eukaryota; Fungi; Ascomycota; Sordariomycetes; Ophiostomatales; Ophiostomataceae. Gene Ontology annotation, biological process: DNA-templated transcription; regulation of DNA-templated transcription.
AUGCCCUCCGCCUCAGCCGCGCUUCUCCCGGCCGUCUCCUCACAGGGCGGGCCGGCGUCGGCACCAUCGACUGGAGGAUCGGCGGCCGCACCGAAGAAAAAGUCGCGGCGCAAUACUGACCCUGCAGCGCAAAAGCGACGGUGCGUCAGCACGGCCUGUGUCGCAUGCCGGAAGAGGAAGUCCAAGUGCGACGGCGCACUGCCGAGCUGUGCGGCUUGCGCCAGCGUCUAUUGUACCGAGUGCGUGUACGACCCGAACUCGGACCAUCGGCGGAAAGGCGUCUAUCGUGAGAAAGUGGACAGCAUGAAAGCACAAAACUCGACCUUGCAAAUCCUCAUUGAGUCGAUCCUCAAUGCUGAUGAGGAUGAUGUGCUUGCCAUUGUGAGAAAGAUUCGCACGUGUGACAGCCUCGAUGCGGUGGCCGAGUCGAUCAUGAAGGACGACCAAAACAACAACGGAGACGGCGGAGAUGACGCCAGCACCGUGUCAGACAAUGUGACAGUCGACGCAGACCAAUCAGCGGAAGGCGAGAUCGAACUAGCCAGGAAGAUGGGUGAAUUGCGUCUUGAAAACGGCUCUGUUCGCUUCAUCGGCGGCACCUCCCACUUAAUAUAUAUUGGCGACUCUCUAGGUGACAACGACGUCGUCUCGAGCCCCGAAAACAGCGCCGAGGGCGCUUCGGCAGCCGAGGGCGAAUCUCGGUUCGAGUCACCAUAUACCACGACCGAGGAAGCCAUCAACAGCUGGACGAACGUCACCGCCGACACUUCGUUGAUCAUCCAUUUGAUGAAUAUGUACUUCAACUGGCACUACACCUACUUCACCACCCUCUCCAAAAGCCUCUUUUACCGUGACUUUCUUCGAGGCCGGCCACUGGUGCCGCCAAAGCGUACCGUCUAUUGCACAUCGCUCCUUGUCAACGCCAUGCUCGCCCUGGGCUGCCAUUUCACCGGUGCCGUCGGGGCCUUUGCCGUCCCUGGAGACAGCCGCACGAAGGGCGACCACUUCUUCGCAGAGGCGAAGCGCCUUAUCGUCGAGAACGACGAAUACGAAAAGCCGAAGCUUGCCACUGUGCAAGCCUUGGCUCUGAUGUCGGUCCGCGAAGCUGGUUGUGCUCGUGAAGCCAAGGGGUGGGUAUACAGCGGCAUGAGUUUCCGCAUGGCCCAGGACAUUGGCCUCAAUUUCGACUCCAGCCCCAGUACGGGCUCGUCAAUAGGGGCUGCCGAACACGAUGCUCAUCACCAGAUGGACGACAGUGAGAUCGAUGCGCGCCGCAUCACUUUUUGGGGCUGCUUCCUAUUCGACAAGGCGUGGUCCAACUAUCUCGGCCGCUUGCCCCAGCUUCCAAAGAACUCGUACAGCGUGCCCAAGUAUGAUGUCUUCCCCGACGAGGAUGCGGAGCCUUGGUCACCUUUCACCGACUCUGGCUUUGACGUAUCGCUUCGGCAGCCAUCCCGGACCCGCGCCAUUGGUCUGCACCUAUCCAAGCUUUGCGAGAUCAGCAGCGAUCUUCUCCUCUUCUUCUACCACCCGAAUCACAUCGGCCGUUCCAACGGCAAGGCAGUCGAGCUUAAGAAGCUCAGCGAACUGCACCGUCGUCUGGAAGACUGGCGCCGCGAACUCCCUGUUGAAUUCGAGCCUAAAGAGGGACAGCUUCCGAAUGUGCUGUUAACACAGUAA